Molecule: messenger RNA, 912 nt
Organism: Hyalella azteca
Lineage: Eukaryota; Metazoa; Arthropoda; Malacostraca; Amphipoda; Hyalellidae
Product: C-type mannose receptor 2
Exons: 6
Source: RefSeq, a predicted model, not a curated record
CUCACGCUCAGUGUGCUCGAAACUGUCCAAAAAGUACGCGUUUUCUCCACGUCUGUAAAGAAAAAGAAUUACUUCGCAAGCCGGACAGUUUGGUAGAACAAACAAGCUGGUUACGCGACUUGCAAACCCAUAAUCAUGAGUCUCAAGAAAGUUUUUUGUCUGCUUGUGUUCGUCGCAGGCGCAGCGGCAAUCGAGUGCCCCGCUGGCUACGAUGUCGUUGAGUCCAAGUGCAUCCACCGCCUGCCUGGUGGUUACCUCACGCACGACGACGCGGUGGCUUACUGCCACCAGAACUUCGGCAGGCUGCCCGUGCUGCGCGACUGCGCUUCCUUCAUUGGUGUUGCCACUUAUGUUGACGAUGGAUUCUCAGCGGACGCCAUCAACGGCUACUGGCUGGGCGCUACCAAUUCUUCAGCAAAUGACGUAUGGCAGUGGAACGACGGCACCGCCGUGCAAAUGGCCGCUCCGUACUGGGCGGUCAACGUUGCAUCGGAUGGGAAGACACAACCUAAUGGUGGAACAACUGACAACUAUGCUGUGAUAGGCUCCGAAUGGGGCUGGCUGAUCAAUGACUUGAAGCCUUCAAACUACGAAGUUUAUGCAGCGUGCUCUAGAGCUCCGGUCGGUGGGUUGUGCACUACUCCGUACGUCUUGGUGGGUACACAAUGCAUUCACUUACUUCUAACUGAUUUUGAUUCCUGGAGCGCUGCACGCACCGAGUGUGGAGCGACUGGAGGAGAUCUGAUAAUUCUGGAUGACUGCGACCAGUACAGCAAGGUUACCACCUACUUCGAGAAGCAAGAUUAUAAUCCGUACGGAUACUGGAUAGGAGGCUCUGAUGAAGCCCUGGAGGGGCAAUGGCGCUGGAUUGAUGGGUCACCGAUGGCCAUGGGGCUUCCUUACUGGGCAAAU